AUGAGAAGAGCCUUCUCCUGUAUCGAUCCACUGAUGCAGAGAGAGGAGGCCGAUGUUAGCUCGGAUUGCAGCAGCGGAUGCCAAUCUGGUUGGACCGACUACUUGGACAAGUCCUGCGGUGAGUGCCCUCAGCCUCUCGUCUGCGGCAAAGGUGGUUCCUUUGAGGAAGAGGAGGAGGACCUGUCCAUGGUCUCCGAUGCGUCCUCCGGGCCUCCACAUUUUCCCGAGGAGGACGAGCAUUCCUGCGGCUAUCUUCGCUCCAGCACUUGCUUUCAUGCCGGCGGCUGCCUCUGCUCUGCCUUGACUCCAGCUGCUGGAUUGGCCGCGGGCGGUGCCAAGAAGAGGAGAGUCGAACCAGAGCAGCAGAGACAACGUUCUUCUCUGUUGGAUGACACCGCCAGUUCGCCUCUGUUCAGCUUCUCCAAGGCAUGCUAUAUUCCUGAUCCUUACUCUCCAUCAUCUGAUUUCAAUCCGCUGCUCAGCUUCAACGAAGCCAUUUCGGAGUUCUCUUGUGGCUUUAAGAGAAAUCUCCAACUGGAGAAGCAAAUGGGCCACCUUCAAUCCUCUGUUCCGGAGACCAGUUGAGUGAUCUCCAUAACCUACAUUCCUUGCUGCGAUUCUGUUCCUCGACUCAUUCUUCCUUUUUGUCCGUUUGGUGUCAGUAGACAUCAAGAAAAGUAGGUGGGAAGAAGAUUUGGUGAUCGACUCAUCCGAAGCAGAAACGUGUGGAUGGAUCUUUGAAGUUCUCAAAAGAGAUCAACUUUAAUCUUCUACUGUACCUCUCUCUCUCUCGCCUCUGUUAUUUUCCUUGUGGCAAGUCAAUGCAGUGGGAAGGAAGCGAUCGACCUCUGCAACAGAGAAGAGAAGAAAUAAUUACUUACUCUUCAGCAUUCUUCUUCUUUU
This is a messenger RNA of Musa acuminata subsp. malaccensis (wild Malaysian banana), 903 nucleotides long. The record is from RefSeq and is a predicted model, not a curated record. Lineage: Eukaryota; Viridiplantae; Streptophyta; Magnoliopsida; Zingiberales; Musaceae.